GACCCACAGGAUCACCAUCACUUUAGCAGCUAGCAAUCUAAACUGUUAGCUAUUAGAUAAUCAUCUUUGAGAAGCUCCCAUGGCUGAUAAUUCUGCUUGCAAUCCCGAGCUCGUUCUUGCUCAUAAAUUCAGCGAGAAAACAUUCACUUAUACAGAGAGAGAUGUAGCUCUCUAUGCUUUGGGUGUCGGAGCAUGUGGUCGGGACGCCGUUGAUACCGAUGAACUUAAAUACGUUUACCAUGAAAACGGACAGCAGUUCAUCAAGGUUUUGCCAACAUUUUCUACUUUAUUUUCACUUGGAGUUAUGUCACAACUUAGUGAUGUGCCUAGCUUAUGUUUUGAUAAACGUCUUCUGUUGCAUGGACAACAAUACAUAGAAAUAUACAAGCCUUUUCCUGCAAAUGGCACUAUACACAACAAAGUAACUUUAGCAGGAUUGCAUGAUAAAGGUAAAGCCUCAGUGUUUGAGCUUGAAACCAGAAGUUAUGAGAAAGAGUCCGGUGAACUAUUAAGCAUGAACCGGAUUAGUGUUUUCCUACGGGGUGCUGGUGGCUUCUCGGAUCCAUCUAAGCUCUUCACAUACUCAAACUAUCCGGUCAACCAGACUUAUAUGAGAAUCCCAACAACUCAGCCUUUCGCGAUAUUUGAGGAUUGUUCCCAACCAUCUCAGGCAUUAUUGUAUAGGUUAUCCGGUGACUACAAUCCUCUCCAUUCAGAUCCCAUGGUUGGGAAAGCAGCAGGAUUCUCAAGGCCAAUUUUGCAUGGAUUAUGCACCCUUGGGUUUGCAGCACGAGCUAUCAUCAAAUGUAUUUGCAGGGGAGAUCCAGACAUGAUCAAAAGCAUAUUUGCACGAUUCCUUUUACACGUGUAUCCCGGUGAGGCAUUGAUAACUGAGAUGUGGCUCGAAGACUUGAAGGUCGUAUAUCAGGUAAAGGUGAAAGAAAGGAAUCGAGCAGUGUUGGCAGGCUAUGUUCAACUCCAUCGAUUAGCAACUUCAGUGCUAUAAAUGAGCUUUAUAUGUUCAAGUACUGCUUCAAAUUGCAAGCCUCAUAAAUCCGAAAAUAAAAGUUUUAACUUUGAAACUUAUUGAACAUAAUAGACUGAUAGCAUUUGAGAAUGUAAUGUAAUAAAUGCAAGCAGCUUAAUUGUGUUUGUUU
This is a messenger RNA of Hibiscus syriacus, 1157 nucleotides long. RefSeq names its product enoyl-CoA hydratase 2, peroxisomal-like. The transcript is spliced from 11 exons. The record is from RefSeq and is a predicted model, not a curated record. The coding region runs from base 80 to 1006 and encodes 308 amino acids. Gene Ontology annotation, cellular component: peroxisome. NCBI's taxonomy places the organism in Eukaryota, Viridiplantae, Streptophyta, Magnoliopsida, Malvales, Malvaceae.